Salvia splendens (bonfire salvia) is the source of this 982-nucleotide messenger RNA. RefSeq lists its product as uncharacterized. Bases 524 to 868 code for a protein of 114 amino acids. NCBI's taxonomy places the organism in Eukaryota, Viridiplantae, Streptophyta, Magnoliopsida, Lamiales, Lamiaceae. The record is from RefSeq and is a predicted model, not a curated record. The transcript has 2 exons.
CUACAUUUUGAUGGAUCCUAGGAAAAUAUUGAUGAUAUGUUGAGAAAAUAACAAGUUUAUGAUUGCUUUAGAUAAGAUCUUAUUGAAUAAAUUUGGUCACAGUAGUACUGAUAGAUUUUAGCAUUAAAUUUAAAUUAGUAUCUUUCAUAAAUUAUGGAUUAUCUAAUUUUUAAUAAUAUAUAAAAAAAUUUAGUCGUGGUACAAUUUGGGGUAUGAGAUUAUUACGAUUAACUCGUGAAGUUAAGGAAAUCAUAUUUAUAAUUACGAGUUAAAAACAAAAACCACUAAACUUUAAAAAGUAAAAAUAAAAAUAAAAAUAAAAAUAAAAUAAAAUAAAAUAAGAGCACAACAUUCUUGGAGUGCGAGUAACCGACCUAUCAGAAAAACAAGACAGUGUGACGUGCGCCAACAUCAUUGGAUACGGAGUGGUAUGUUAUUUUAUCAGAAACACUUGCCACUCUCUCCAAAGUCCAAACAAUAAAACCCUGAUUUCCCUUUGGCCUCCUCUCCUCAACAAAAUUCAAUGUGUGAAAAGAUGGAAAAAGGCACCACAGAUAUCACAGACAUAGUUUUCUCCCAACAAAACAAGGAGAGAGAAGAAGAGAGCAUUGUUGGUAAUCCUAAAGAAGAAGAAGAAGAAGAAGAGAAGAAGAAUUGUGGUGAUGAUUCAGAUCAAAAUGGAGGGGUGUUGAGUGGUUUGAUUGCAGGUAUUUUUCAUCCGAGUCAAGAAUCAGAUGAGGCUGAGGCAGAAAGUAGCGCUAGUUUGAUGGAUAACAUCGUGUCUCAUUUGCCUGCGCCGCUUUCUGAUGAUGCAGCUCCUGCUACGGAGGAGGCUUCUAUUUUGAUUCAUGCCAUUGUUCAUGAUUAGUUUUUUCCUAUUUUUAGACUGCAUUUCUUUGUAUUUUAUUUCGCUUUUUAUACCAGAGUUUGGGAUUGUAAUUUGUGUUUAGUAAUUCAAUGGAAUCGUAUACAAUUUCUUAAA